Molecule: messenger RNA, 987 nt
Organism: Cyphellophora europaea CBS 101466
Lineage: Eukaryota; Fungi; Ascomycota; Eurotiomycetes; Chaetothyriales; Cyphellophoraceae
Product: 14-3-3 family protein epsilon
Exons: 4
Coding region: 1-987 (328 amino acids)
Biological process (GO): signal transduction
Cellular component (GO): cytoplasm
Source: RefSeq, a predicted model, not a curated record
AUGUCUACUGAUGUAAGUCUCGAAAUGCUCCGCGCAAGUCAUCCCGCACACUCCCCAGCCGCAGCCCCCCAUGAUAAGACUAGCAUGCUAAUGUCGCUUCCAUCUACAGCGCGAAAGGUAUCAUCGUCGAACCUACUACUUUCUCCCCGAUCUAAUCUCGAUGACAGCAAAACUUUCCUCGCCCGGCUCUGCGAGCAGGCUGAGCGCUACGAUGAGAUGGUCAGCUACAUGAAGGAAGUUGCGAACAUUGGCGGUGAGCUCACCGUUGAUGAGCGAAACCUCCUUUCCGUUGCAUACAAGAACGUCGUCGGUACCCGCCGUGCCAGCUGGCGCAUCAUCUCUUCCAUCGAGCAGAAAGAGGAGUCCAAGGGCACUGACAAGCACGUUUCCACCAUCCGCGACUACCGUCAGAAGAUCGAGAGCGAGCUCGAGAAGGUCUGCCAGGAUGUUCUCGACGUGCUCGACCAGGCUCUCAUUCCCAAGGCCGAAUCUGGCGAGUCCAAGGUCUUCUACCACAAGAUGAAGGGUGACUACCACCGCUACCUCGCCGAGUUCGCCUCUGGCGAGAAGCGCAAGACUGCUGCCACUGCUGCUCACGAGGCCUACAAGAACGCUACCGACGUUGCUCAGACCGAGUUGACUCCCACUCACCCCAUCCGCCUCGGCCUGGCCCUGAACUUCUCCGUCUUCUACUACGAGAUCCUCAACUCCCCCGAUCGCGCUUGCCAUCUUGCCAAGCAGGCCUUCGACGAUGCCAUUGCUGAGCUUGACUCGCUGUCCGAAGAGUCCUACCGCGACAGCACCCUCAUCAUGCAGCUGCUCCGUGACAAUCUGACCCUGUGGACUUCGUCGGAUGGUGGCGAUGGCGAAGCUGCAGGUGCUUCAGGCGAGGCCGCCAAGGAGGAGAAGCCAGCUGAGGGUGCCGCUGCUUCUGCUGAGCCCGCUGCCGCCGAGUCGAAGCCCGCCGAGGCUCCUGCCGCCUCCUAA